This is a messenger RNA of Spirometra erinaceieuropaei, 12714 nucleotides long. NCBI's taxonomy places the organism in Eukaryota, Metazoa, Platyhelminthes, Cestoda, Diphyllobothriidea, Diphyllobothriidae. The record is from the annotation of a GenBank genome assembly.
AUGUCCAACGGCAAACAUGUAAGUGUUUGCUUAACGUAGACGCAGCAGCCCCACCACGGCUAUCUUGGCGAUCAUUUCGAAUGCAAUUGUAGCCUAGAAGAGAGAGUUCGGAGUCAGCUACUGAGGCUGAUGCGCACGUCUCAGUUACUAAAACAAUAUCAGGACAAUGGACGAAAACCUGAGUCUGAAGCAAAGGCAUCUUAUUAAGCAAGGAUCUGGCAUUUAAAACAAAAAGUUUGAAGGGAAAGGCCGUUAGUUUUUGAGGGAGGUGGGCUACAUCGUCCAGUUCUGGGUCGCCCACGGAGCAAACGCUCCGGAUGCAACCAUCCGGUUCUGCAAAAAAUUUUUGGCAUCAAAAAAUUCUGACGUGGAUAAAAAAGGGGAGGACUUGGGGGAGGGAAUGACGGGCAGGUAAACUGGUAACUAUUGUUAGCUAACUUAUUUUCAGCUGGAAAUCCGCGGGGCAGAUACCGCAACGUAUUCCCGCCGGGACGACACUGAGGAUCGGAUGAAUUAACUGAUUCAGUAUGGACAUUAUCAUGAGGAAUAAAUUGGUAAAACGGCCGUGGAGGAAACAAGUUAGGGGGUGGGGGAUGCAUUGUUUCCAUUGGAACAAUAGGUCUAUUAAACGGUGGGAAAAUCGGCAUAUUCGGCCUAACUGCCUUGAUAUGAGGGCUGGGGGGCAGUUGCGAACCCGCUACGUUUUGAGUCGGGGUAUUUGAGGCACUGUUCGCCGAUUGGGGAGGAAAACAUUUUAUACUGGUGCUGGAUUUAUUGGGUGUCCGAGUGGCUGAGACAGCAAUUGGAUUUGCCUUUGACUUAGGCACAUGCUUAGGCUUACUAGGGGUUGCUGAGGGAGUCGAUAGAGGCGUGUUUAUACCAGGCGUGGUGGUGUGUUUAAAGAGGUCAGCAUUAAAAGUAGUCGAACUCCCUACGGAAUUGACUAUGCCGUGACUUGCAGAUGCCGCAGGUGGUGUUGUAGAGGACAUAUUCAGACUGACAGUAGGUGUCAUUAUCUUGGUGUUGGUUUUUGCCGAUUUCAGUUUAUUCAGUCUUCGCUGCAGGGGUGUGAGGUCUGGCGAAACGGAGCAGCGCCAUUUACGGCAGAAGUCUCUAGUCAUCUCCCUACUCGACAAGAUAAAAUCGACUUCUAUCAUAGAGAAAAGGGUAACUAGUAUCGGCGCAUUACGGCUAAGCGAGCGAAGUCGCUUAGCUUGUGCGACACUAAAACUGAAACCACAACUUUGUAGGAACAAAUGCGCUCCCUCCAUAGCCGAUAAGUGGCUCGGAAUGUUUCGCAGUACGAAAUUAUGCUUGCGUUUAAUUCGUUCCUCAGUUUCCGAACUUAUUACCCCAAUAAGUUUAAAAGCUUGUUCAAGAGAGGUUCUAAAUGUACUAAAGGGAUUUGUGAGUUAAUCAGAUCUGCAGACGGCGAAGAACAUACGCUGGCGUCUGCCAUGUCUUCAGUCACGAUUUUAGCACCCAGAGACGGUGGGGAGGCCGCAAGCUUUCGCCUUUUAGCACGUGCUCUGUGGGGCAUUACAGACAAAAAAAGUUUUUCGUUACAGAAGAGGGAUCAAAACGGAAACGCGCACUGAGUAGCAAGUAGUACUGUUUUUUUUACUACGAAAACUAGAAAGCGGUAGUAGGGAAAGGAUUCACUACAAUGGAUUUUUUUACAAAAUACGACUUUUUUGCCAGACUGUCAAACAAACUGGGAAAAAAUUUUACCUUAUAUAGAAAGGCGACUUUUAAAACGGACUCAAGUAAAAAAAACAGGCAUUAAUUACUUAAGAAUAUCCAGAUAAAUGCAGAGCUUCACUUAUCUUUGAAAUUGAGCUGCGCGCGGUUGGUGUGUUAAGCAUUCGGCUGAAGGGGUCUACUGCAGAUCGGAGAAGGAGCUAUACGUUGAGGGCGAAAUUUCGUCAGCCUCAAGUCGUAACGUAGAAGUAACUAUGUCGUGGCUUGAACAACCGAGUGGGCCCAGAGAUGACAUUAAUAAAGGCAUACAACCCCUACAGAAAAUUACAUCAUGUAUUUUUAAUCCUCUGGCUGGAAAAUCGUCAACAGAACCCACAUACCAACAUCUACAUUUCCAAGUAGGUCUUCGAACUUCUAGGGCCGGAAGGCCGGGACCAGCGGACUUCCAGAAGACUGAAGUAAUCCGCAAUCAACUAGUGCUAAAAGUGUGAGUCGAACGCAGCAUAAAACGCCUGUAGGCUACAACAAUGAAAAUUUUCCCUGGCGUUCGGAAGGUGAUAGACACGGACGACGAGUAGAAUACUUAUUCUUUAGAGAACCCUAAAGCCAGCAGCUAUCGUCUGCCGCAGAAUAAUGCGGGAGUUCCAGCGGCAAAAAUGAAAGUGUUUGCCUAACGUGAGUGAAGCUUUCCCCACCACAGCUGCUUUGACUAUCGUUCCAAAUGCAAAUAUAGCUUGGAACCUAGAGAGUCGGAGUCCGAUAGGGAGGUAGUUGUCCAUGCCUCAGUUACCCAAAUAAUGUCUGGACAUAAGACGAACACUAGUAUCUGAAACGGGUUCAUCUUAAUUGGCAAGAAUCUGGCAUUUAGAACGAAAAGUUUAAUUGAACAGGCUGUGUUUCUGCCGAUGGUGAGCUGCGUAAUCCAGUGGCUGACUUUUCGCCGAAUACAGGGCUCAGAUGCACUUAUCCGGUUCUGUAAAAAAAUGCUGUGGCGUCGAAAGAGCCAGAUGUGGAUAAAGUGGAGUGGGAUUUGGGGGAGGAAAUGACGGGUAGGGAGAAUGAUUAAUAUCGUUAGCUAACUGAGUUUCUACUGGAAACCCAUAGGCAGGAUACUGUAACGCAUUCCAUCCGAGGUGCAUUUGAACGCUGGUCGGCUUCAUUGGCCCAGUAUGAACAUUUGCUCAAUAAUUCCACUGAUAGAACGACCGUGGAGGGAGCAUGUUUAGGCGGAGGGGGUGGACGGCGCAUUGCUUCGGUUGGUGCGGGAAUUUCAUUCACGGACAGAAAUGUUGGCGUAUGCAGUUUAACCGUCUAUGUGGUAGUUGGAAACACGUUGUGUUUGCGGCCGCGCAGUCUGAGGGAGUGGAGGCGAUUGUAAGGGAAAGUUUACUUUGAGAAUCUGGAUUUCUACAGUGUUCGAGUGGCUGAGAUCACACUCCUAGUCGUCUUUGGUUUAGGCACUUGCUUUGCUUUACUAGGAGUUAUUAGCGGUGUGAGAAGGGAUGUUUGCAUAAGAGAUGUGUUGUUACGUUUAAAGAUUAAAUCAUCAGCAGUAGCCGAGUCCCUACUGAUUCAACUAUGUCAGCAGCCGAGUCCCCUACGAACCUAAAUAUCUCAAUAUACGGUGAGAGUGUGGAUGGCGUUGAACAAGACUGAUUCAAAACGACAUCAGUGGGUGUUAUGUCAGUGUUGACCGUCGACCUUUUCACACUUUUGAAUCUUCUCCGCAUAGGUAUGGUGUCCAAGGAAAUUAAGCAGUUCAGUCAACGGCAGGAUUCCCUAGUUAUCUCCUUUCUCAACACGAUGGAGUCAACUUUAUUAAGGAGAAGAGAUUGCGAGGAGGCCGUGAGCUUUCUUCUUUUAGAAAGUCUCUUUCGGAGCAUUAGAAGAUACUAGACAGAUUUUUUCUUGCGGUACAGAAAUCAGUACGUUGUUAAUUUACAAAAAAUUGCAUGAAACAGAUAAUAUUACAGCCAGCUUACUAUAUUAACCAGGAAGAAGCGGCCUAACACGGCCUCAGCAAGUAAAUGCUUAGCAAGAUGCAGUAUAUUUUUCAGACCGCGUAAUAGUACAAAGAGCAAUUAUACUUGGCAAUAGAAGAGAGUUUAUGGAGAACCCAAUCAAAAAUACGCAUUUAUUGUGUAAGAACAUCGAAGUAAAGGCAGAGCUUCAGUUAUCUCUGAAAUUAGGCCGCGUGCGUUAACCCCAACCUUGACUUCCCAUCGACAACUUGGUCACUUCUCCUCCUGUAUGGGAAAAUAUUCGACGAUAACUUCCUGAUACCUUACAAAAAUAUCUAUGCGUUUUAAGCUUGCAGUCUUCGACUGAACACUGGAUCAGCGCGCUCGAAAUAAAAGGCAGGUUCUACGUCAGCAACACUGAUUCUAGGAAGGUUUUAGACAAUUACCCAUGCUUGCAUAUACGGCGGGGUCAGCGGGAGUACUAUCACGUAGUACUCCACGAACGCCACGAAGUUUCGACGUGCAACACAGAGGGCCGAUGAGGCACUGCGCCUCAGGGAAUUCGCAGUACAGGUUGGUAUUUUAAGGGGAUGUCAAAAGUGGACGAAAAGGCGGCGCCUCCUGCAUAUUUUUUCGUGGCGGGGCUAGAUCGGGUUGUCGCGUACGAUGUCUCUCAUAGCCCCAUUGAGCCCCUCGGGGUUCGAGGGAGCUAGGUGGGGCUGGUGCUGGCAGAGCGUAUAUCGAAGUUAAAUUUACAGGCCUCUCGAAACUAGAAUAAGGGGCGAGCUGAUAGCGUGCAUCGUAGGUUUCCUUACAGUAAGACCGGAAACCCUGUGUGCUCGUAUCUCAAUGUCAAUACCAUUACCAUUUUAAUAGCUGUCUCCACAGGUGUGAGACCUUGGGCCAUUGCUCCGCCUGCUCUACGUAAAGGACCGUGAUCGACAUUAGCAGUCGGGCUGCCUUGUAAAGUGGUGAUUAACGGACGGGUGACAAAUCUGUCCCCGUUGGCCAUUUUACUAUUGGUAAGAGGUGUAUAAAAUAAAAAAGUCGGUCUUUAGAUGGCUAUAUUCUUCACGGAAGUUUUAAGUAGUGAGGCUAACAAGGAAUCCACACCGCGCGUUCAAGGGCAGACCGUGUAUGCAGAGCGUGGGAGCCUCAAUGAAAAAGUACGCUGCCAGGAGCGGAAUAAGUUAAUUCUGGGUCGACGCACAAAUGGACUAUACGAACAUCAUUGCGCCCCUUUCUUCUGUAUGAUAUUUAUAUUCGUUGAUAAGCUACUCUCCUUUGUUUAAAGGAUGAUCGGCUCACUCUCAACGCCAAAUAAUCCGUCGAAGUAAUAAUAAUAACAAUUUUAAUCCAGAUCCGUGGGGGGCCGUUCAUAGGAAGUAAAAAUAACUUUUGCUUGAACUUCAGAAUUUAAGAAUAGAUGUACAGAAUCUAUGCAAUACUUAUUUCAUAGUUAUUGAAAAAGUUGUAUGUUACAAAGAAUUGUGAGGAAGCAGUGAAAAAACGAUUAACAUAAAAACAAAAUGAGUAUGACUGGAUUAACACUAUAGGAGAAAAAACUCUCGCUCCUUAAUAUAAAAAGCAUGCAGGACCGGCAUGUAUGUGACAGUGUGUAACGGAUUUAAUGAAGGGGUAAGUAGGCGGGUCAGACAGGAAUGGCCUGUAUGUGGUAUUGAGUAAAAGGUUCGAAACGAACAUCAUCAAGGCAGAAUUCAUAUGCCGGAUGAGGCCAUUCAUAUCAAAGUGGCGAAUAUAAAACCAGUCUCGAGGCGAUGGGAACCUAGAUGCGAUGGUUACAGUCGGCCGAGUCCAGUCGAGGAGGGGCAGGGGAGAUACGACCAGACUACUAGCAUAUGGCGAAUGCAGAGGGUUCCGCCAAGAACGUUGAUAGAGUACAUUCUGUGAGGACACGAUGCAUGAGCUGAAAAAUCGAAAAUAUUAGAAUUUCUGAUGAGGGAUCCUAGGACGCGAUACUACAAACAAAAGAGGGAAAUGUGAGCAGGUACGGAAAUUUGUUGGUGGCAUCCUAAAUUCCCAGUGGUCCUUUCUCAGCGUCAUAGAGAAAGCUGUCCAGGAAGGAUGAAGAAAGUAAACGUUUAAUCGAAUUAAUAUUCAGAUAAACGCGUAGUCUUCUCUUAAACGUGUGUAGAUUAUCUAAAGAUCUUACAUUUAUUGGGAGGUUAUUCCAGAGAAAAGUAUGCCUGGAAGCGGCAAAGAAGGGAGAGCAUAAAGGUGGAGGAAGCUGUGGGAGGUAUAAUCAAGGAAGAGUUGCGAAGAUUGCAUGGAAGCCUACGAGGGGUAAGUGAUGAAAUCGGAGGAAGAUUUUAACAGUUAUAAAUACAGAAGAAGAGACAGAAACCUGCUUCUAGUCUUCGAACCCAUAAAAAGUUUAGGGUAGUAAGCUGGCAUCCAUUUGAAUAGGAGAUAUUUGGAUGUUCUCUGUCUAAAGGUUUUCUACUAAAACGUCUUUGGACAUUUUCAAUUUGGGGACGACUAGCCUCGUUCAUCAAACCAAAGAAUGGGCAACGAUACUCGAGAAUGGGAAGUACAAACAUAGGAUAAUGUCUUAAUUUUCCGGAAAGUAAGAUCCUUCACGACAAAGUUGCUGCAAUCUCUAUAGAGCUGGAGCCGAGCUCUCGAUGCCGGGCAUGCCGCGCACAUAGCCUUCGUCGACUUCCAAUAGGCGUUUGACGCUCUUCCACACCAGAUGCUCUUACAUAAACUAAAAAAAUAGGGCUCGGGGGCAACUGCCUUAAAUGGAUCGAAAACUUCCUUGUGAGUCGAUACCAGGUUGGGUGCAUCGUUCAAGGGAAAUCAGAUCCUGCUAGGGUCUAGAGUGGUGUCGCCCAGAGUUCGGUAUUGGGACCAGUUUUGUUCCUUAUAUACGGAGACGAUGCCGCAAGAGCUUUAGGCUGCGAAGUAGCAGUGUUUUCCGAUGAUAUGAAGACAUGGAGUGUAUUUUAGGGUCCUGCCAAUGAAGACAGAAUACAGGUGAAACUAAAUCACUUGGGGGAGUUGUCCAACCGUUGGCUCCUGCGGUUCAACGUUGGUAAAUGUAGCAUUCUUCGCCUAGACAACACAGCCGGACCAGCCAGCACUUUCUGGGCGGUGCAGCCCUACAAGAGGUCGAAGCCCAAAUGGACCUCGGUGUGCAAAAAGCGCAAUGCCCGUACAGUACGCAGUCAAGCGUGCGCUUACGGAUUUUGACGAAAAUGCUUUCCCAAGGACAUUCGGAACAUUUGUCUGGCCGCAUUUGGAGUACGGCAUACAAGCCUGCAGACCGUGGACGGUUAAAGAUAAAAACUGCCUUUAAAGAGUUCAGAGGAGAGCCACGAAGAUGGUUAGGGGUCCAAGUUCCUUUCUUAUGUAACCCGCCUAGUAAAUCUGAUCCUCUUCCCUUUAAGUUACAGACAACUUCGGGGGAUAUCUUGCAAGUAUUCCGCAUUGUAAAGCGGUUGGAUUGGAGUCUGGCCUACGAGGACGUUUUUCAAUUCGCUACUACGAUCAAAAUCCGAGGUCACCCGUUAAAACUGCGUACUCAGCAGGCAAGGCUUGAUGUGUGGAAGUCCUCCUUCUCUGUUGGAGUGGUCAAACCAUGGAAUGCCCUUCCCGCAGACGCUGUGAUGUCACCAUCAAUACAAAGUUUUAAAAAGAAUCCUGACGUAUUUAUGUCCAAAAUGAUCAAGAGCGAUGAGAAGUCGAGCUCACGUGCCGUAACUCGUUCCCAUUUUGUCCUACGCUUAUGGGCGUGUUUAAACUAUUUCAGCCCAAAAAUUUUCUGUAUACCACACAUUUUUACCCUGUAAAUAGGUUACUCAAAGGCCUACGCUUAUUUCCCUCAAUACAGUGAACUGAACGGAACUUAAUUCAAUUUCGGGAAGAUAGAAAUUGUAAAAAAUAAAACCAUCUAUCUGGGCGGCUUUGGCUGUAAUUCUGUCAGCGUGCGGCGAGAGAUCAAAAGUAUUUGCGUAGUUUAAACCCAAAUCGUUGAUGGUGGUACAGUCAGUCAUUGGUGUGCCUUGAAAGACCACUGGAUGGAGUAGCCUAUCAGGUCCAAAACACAUACAACGACAUUUAGACGGUAAGAAUUCCAUUAGCCAUCUUGAGCUCCAAGCUGACAGAGCAAGCAAACGUCGUAGCAUGCAAAUACAAGGAAUUCAGUCAAUUCUUAAGAUUUUGUAAGGCAUUGAGCGUUUAAGUCGUAUCACAAUGAGAUGCACUGAAGCAUCCAUUUGAGCGCGAAACCGGAGAAGGCAUUAACCUUCGAACUUUGUCGAAGUAUGGCUGGACUACGGUAAACCGACUUAUAAACUGGUACGUCUGUUUGAGGCACAAUAGAUCAAAAAUAGUCUACAACGGAUCUCAUUAUUGGCCACGUAACCCCAACGAGGAGAACAUGGUAACGUACCUGAAAUGAGUUACUCUUUACUUUUGUAUGCGACAGUCAAUUCCAUGAAUCGUGCUGGGGUAACAUGGCCUUUUUGUCCUCGAGCCUGACUCCUCUGUAGAUACUUCGCGCUCUUGAUUUACAGCAUCACCAGACCGCCUUCGUUUUUUGCACUCAACAGAGUAUCCGCCGCAACACAUAGGUUGUUUGACUUCAACAUAACGUCUCCCCUACUAUGAUAUCGUGUGCAAACAUAUCCACUCGGAACUCGAUUUUUGGACUUCCUUACUGACUCUUUAUAAUAACCGCAAAUCAUACUGACGAUACUAUGAAAACUUGUGACAAUGCUUAUGAAAUUGAAAAAUUACAGAUUUUUAAAUUGCUUGAAUUAUCCCGGGUAUUACAAAUAUUGACCUUGAUCUUCGGUUUAAUUUUUGAUGUUUUGCCAUCCAGAACGACUUCUUAGCCAUAGUUAUUUGUGUCUGUUAUUACUCCACGGUGGGUGUCAAGGCAUAAGAUUAAAUACUCUAAAAGAGGACUUCCUUUGGGACUGACCAAUGCCCGGAUCGUCUGCUGCUUAAGACAUAGAAACCGUCUUAGACAACUAUAGUGAUUUGGCUUCUGUUGGUCGGCUGAUUGGCUCUGCCUGACCCCCCCGCCCAUCCCCGCGGGUUAGACGGUGUUAUAACGCACCUAUAGGCGGGCCUGAUGUUUGCGGGGUAUGAUCAUUGAAUCAUAUGAUCCGAAGUAUGUACGUGUAUAUGAAAGUAAAUGCAUUUACUUGCAAAAACGACAAUUAAAAAGUGCCCUCUUGCGCAUUUUUUUCGAUGAGGGGACCAGAGAGGACCACAUCGGGGAUAUGCCCCGCCACAGUCCCCUCUCCAGCCCUUCAUAGCCCCCUCUAGCCCCGUCAUAGCCCCCUCACGAGGUGGGGCACGAGGGGGCUGGUGCUGGCAGGGUGUAUACAUUUACUUGUAAAUGUGAAAGACGUCGUGCCCAUACGCCCAAUCGAGUUGACUACAUUUAAAACGCGAUUCGAGAGGGAUGCGCAUUGUCUUCGUCCUUCUAUGAGUUAAGCUUAUGACGUCAUUACAGAGGUAGCAUAUGCCACCUAAAUAAUGUCAGGCUGUCAUUUAAAUUAUUUAAGAAGGCUUCAGGUCGUUUGCUUCAGAAAUCUCCGAUAAAUUCCGCAAAUAUUCAAAAUGAAUAUUACUGCCCCCUUCUGCCAGACUUCGCUGUAUUUUUGUUUCUUUUAUACAUUCAAUCCCAUAUACCUUUAGACUGAGUAUGGAAUACUUGGGCAACAUAAUGCUCCCACACGAACUCCAGAAAGUCGCUGUUAUUUUCGCCUCAUCCGCUAUUUUCUGGCUAAUCGAUACCAUUCUGAGGAUUUCUAAAGGGGGAACUACAAACCAGAGGGGUUCUGUACUUUCAAUUUUUUCUGAGGACUGGGAGUGGAGGAAUACAUGGCUUUCACUCAUCCACGCCCUGACAACUAGCGUUUUGGCUUCUAUCAUGUAAUUCACGAUAUUUACCUCUAAAUUGCCUUUCAAGAAUUUACCGUUCAGAAGACUACAUUGGAAAUCUGAUUGGGCCGAAAGACGCUGCAUCAGUACUGCUUGUUUGCUUUUCCCUCGGUAAACUUACACGGAUAUCAAAUUAACCUCUUGUCUUCACAGGAUAUUUUCUUCAUGAUAUUAGCCACAUCAUUCGUGGACCCCCCCGAAGACACUCCGUAGAAUUUGUGUUGCACCAUGUUUUGGUACCCUUCGCUUGACGUAAAUGACUCUUUACAGAUUAUACCUUGUUUCGGGUCAGCAAUUGUUUUGGAGCGGUACGUUGGCUAUGCGAUUGUAUCUCUUCUCGUGGAAAUAAAUUCAGUCUUCCUUCACAUUCGAAGGUUGUUACUCUCGCUUACAGUCAGCCGGGAAUCCCUUAUAUUCGCAAUCAAUUCAUCACUUAAUUUCAGUACGUCAGCCUUGGUAUUUCUUUUCCUUACCUCCAGCCUUUAAUCUAAUGUUGUCUCGUGCCUUCUAUAGUUUUCCAUGACAGAUUUCGAGUUUUAAACUUCUUCUGAUCACUGUCUCAUCCACAAACCUAAUAAUGCUGCAAAAAGUUUGGUAGUCGAUCCGUGGAUGGUGAUUAAAUUAUCUUUGAUUGACAUUGUUUCGAGUUAGAUAAAAUCCUGUUCGAUCCCUGUUAGCGUUUUACUGAUCGGAUAGAGAAAUAGUCGUAACUUUGUGUCACAUGCCUAUUAUGUUCAUUAGCCAGAUACUUUUUUUAUUUGAGCAUGUAUUCGGGCUACUUUGAACAAACUACAAGUGCCGACUAAAUAAACAAAAUUGUAAAUAACUAGUUUUCAUUCGUCGGUAACUCAGAAGUCAAGGCAGUCUUAUUUAAAUGGGCGUAAGAAGUGAAAGGCUGACCGUCCAACCACACUAAGUGAUGCAUUCAAAGACUGAGCGCGCAUUUUACUGAGCGUCACUGACAUUCUUGAAGUCGUUAACUGUCCCCUUGCCCCAUUAAAGACCCGAAUUUUGGAGAGGCUUGAGACAAUCAACCUUCGCCAAUUGACGAGGUCAAAAUCACCGUCACAGUAAAAAACGCAUAGAGCCCUUUGUCGACUCUGGCGUAUUUGCUGGCAGGGCAAAUACGUCGGAGAAGCAGACUGAUUAUUCUAGACUUGAACGGACGCCCGUUCAUCAAAAACGAAGAGGCAUGAUGCCAACUCAUUAGUAACAGCUGAAGCUUAGAGACUGAACUCUACGCGAGAGGUAACAACCACAUACAUCGCGAGAUGCUUGAGUCGCGGUUCUCAGGCCAGCAACAAUCGCAACGGCUUUGCUAUUUAGGGUCAAGACGUUUUCUGGGCAGACUCAUUAGCCAUGCAGGGAGCGCACGGAUGGAGACCACUUCCGAGGCAAUCUUGAACACAUAUGAGAAUGAUUCAUAAUUAUCACAUGAAGUACUGACAUCUGCGACGCAUAUGAUAGGUGUAUGACUACAUGAAAACUGUGUCCUAUAAACACUUCAUCACCUGAGUUUUCCCUACCUCCACCUGUUGCUGGUUCCGAUAAUGGGUUUGGGAAUGAGUCGGAGAUGAUCUGCUCUCUGUUUCGGCUAUCUAUUUCCCUUCUCGGUGAAAUGCAUGUUUGACACCUGGUCACAUGAUGACCGUCUUCGAAGUAGUGCGACACCGAUACCGGCAACAAGGGUCUUACAAGUACUCGGUUGCGGCUCAGCCCACAUACUAUCAAUACUAUCAAUGAAUUCCAUCACUGUUACCAGCGGUGUACUCACGUCUGUUUCUUGAUGUUCCUUUUGAUUUCCUGUGUUUGAGUAUGAUGCUUGAAUGCGCGCUGCCGAAUUUACUCUGACUUAUGCAUGCCUGCUAUCACAGAGUAAGAAUCAGGGUCUGUGUUAACUGUGAGGAGAGAUUUCUUUGAUGCCGCCUCCAGAGUUCGUCAGGCCAGUGUUCUGUCAGUAUGAACACACGUAUUAAAUUCGGUCAUAUUUCCUCUCUCCCGGAUUUCAACCACACUUGUAGCGUUGCGUUGCGUUGCUGACCAGCUUCGUCGAAAACACGCAGCGCGCGAAGGCAGUCUAAGUGCGUCCGAAAAUAAACUUCAUGACAGACAUGAUAGUUGGGGUGGAGGCGGGUUUGGUAAUCAGUCUUAUCUGUCCUGUAACGGCACCUCCUGCCAUCUUAAGCCGAAAUUCGUACCUAACAAGCAAAGUGGAAAUAAAACCACUUAUCAAACCAUGUAGGUACAUGCAGCCUCCGUCAAGCUCGACUGAAAAUUCUGGAAUUGGCACGAGGUUAUUUAGAAGACCAAGCAUGUGGUACAUGAGAUCUCCAUUGAAAAGUCUGUCUGUACGAAUGCGAGGCAUGAGUUGGGCGGCCGAACGCCCAUUGUCUGGUAGUAUUCGGCCCAUGGUAUUUGGGCUUAAUUCUCCGAAUUCCUCUAUUCGGCUACGUCUUCAGCGAAAGGUUAUGUAGCAGUUAAAGAGCUCGACUCAGCACCCACCCACUGGCAGGGGUGAUUCGCUUGUUGUGCCCUGCAAUGCGAAAUCGUCCUCAAUGUUAUCGUGCCUAGGGUCGGCUCUGAUUGACAAAAACCUCAAGGUGGCCAACUGAAAGUCCAUGUGGCUCGCAUACCAAUCGUCUCUGGCCCUGCAGUCUGCGGUGUUCGAAUGUUAAUCUGCUGCCGACUGGCUGCAUUGGGAGGCCUUACUCGUGAUGCGCGGAGUGUUCAAUAUGAAGUCAAUUCAAUCAUCCGCGAUAGAUGUCGUCAUGGUCACAAAGUGCACUCCUAUUCAAGAGUUACCGGUGAAUCCCUUCAUAUUUGCAGAUGCGAUGACAUCGAAAUGUCUGUAUGUUUAGGACUGAAGGUAAAAAACUUUUAUCACAGCUUAAGUGUGAACGGCAAUUUCGUAAAUGCUUCUCCUGUUCAUCUAGCUUCCUUCCUCACGUUUCGGCUGGGGACACUCAUAUGGAUGGCCUGGUGGUUGUAUUCGAACCGGGACCAAAUUCCAUCCUGGUUAACGGCGAUCGGGACCGUAGGCCUUUCGACCAUCAUUCCUCUCAAUUUUGGUCUCUUGUACCACCUUGUCAACUCUGACUACCUCUCAAAGUUACCGAGAGCCACCACCAAUUAA